This is a messenger RNA of Penicillium cinerascens, 1332 nucleotides long. Its product is annotated as 8-oxoguanine glycosylase OGG1. Bases 1 to 1332 code for a protein of 443 amino acids. The record is from RefSeq and is a predicted model, not a curated record. Gene Ontology annotation, biological process: base-excision repair; base-excision repair, AP site formation; nucleotide-excision repair. Gene Ontology annotation, cellular component: nucleus. NCBI's taxonomy places the organism in Eukaryota, Fungi, Ascomycota, Eurotiomycetes, Eurotiales, Aspergillaceae. The transcript is spliced from 3 exons. Gene Ontology annotation, molecular function: 8-oxo-7,8-dihydroguanine DNA N-glycosylase activity; damaged DNA binding.
AUGGCUGGUGUUUUCUCAGAAUGGCGAAAGCUGCCGGUCAGUCUUAGUGAGCUAUGCAUAAACACAACACUGCGUUGUGGUCAAUCCUUCAGAUGGCACAACAUCCCCGAGAGCCAGGAGUGGCGAUGCGUCCUCUACGGUCACCUUCUCUCCCUGAAACAGGAUUCAAGCAGUCUAUACUACCGUGCAUACCAAUCGCAACCUCCCCCUUUGCCAACGCCACCUUCCUCUGAGAUCCCUUCCCGCGCGCAAUCAAACACAGAAGUCGGAGAUAGCAAGACACAUCUACUCGACUCGCAAGACGACCAUCUUGUGCAUAUUUUAAAACACUAUCUCAACCUUUCGUCAAAUCUCACAGAUCUCUACGCGCAAUGGUCAUCGUCAGAUCCCAAUUUCAAGAAAAAGGCAGCUCAAUUCAGUGGUAUCCGCAUCUUGCGCCAGGACCCUUGGGAGGCUCUGGUGUCAUUUAUUUGCAGCAGCAACAACAAUAUUUCUCGGAUCUCACAAAUGGUGGAAAAGCUGUGCAUCAACUACGGCCCGUUUGUCGGCAAAGUCGACGGGCGCGCAUACCAUGAUUUCCCCACGCCUGAGGCAUUAGCAGGCAAGGACGUGGAGAGUAAUCUUCGCAGUCUGGGUUUUGGAUACAGGGCGAGAUAUAUUUACCAGACCGCUAUAAUGGUAUCCCAGGAGCGAGAAAAUGGAUGGCUGAAUGGUCUCUGCAACCCCGAGUCGCCUGCGUUUGGCGUAGAGGCCAAGGCAGGAAGCGAAAUGAAACCAGAGGGCCGGGAGGGGUACCGAGAAGCCCAUGAAAAGCUUCUCGAAUUGCAAGGCGUCGGGCCUAAGGUGGCAGACUGCGUCUCCCUGUUUGGCUUGGGUUGGGGGGAGUCAGUUCCAGUCGACACACAUGUCUGGCAAAUUGCCCAGCGAGACUACCGCUUUGGCAAGGGCUCCCAUAAAUCUUUAACCAAGGCAACGUACGACGCCAUUGGCAAUCAUUUCCGCAAACUUUGGGGUCAAGAAGCAGGAUGGGCUCACAGCGUGCUUUUUACUGCCGAUCUACGGUCAUUUGCUGAUCGACUCGCGGCUACGAAGAAGGUAGAUGUGGCAGUGAAAGAAGAAGACUCAGAAGUGAAGAUUGAAACGGAAGUCACGACAGCUGUUGUUUUGACUGCACCAAAGGAAGAAGUCGAUGUCAAACUCGAAGAAGAGCCAGAGGCUAAAGCUGCUCAGAAAGCAUCUCGAGGGAAGAAGCGAAAGGGGUCGACGGAAGACAUCAUCCAUGCAUCCUCAACUACGGAGACCAGGCGCAUGUCCAAAAGACUGCGCCAGUGA